AUGCAUGCCUCUCGCCAAGGGCGCAGCGAUUUCCACGGAAUUUCAGUGUCCGGGAGUGCUCGUGGACGAUCGCCCGUCGCAACACCCGACGUUUUCGGGUAAGCGACCCAUCGUCAUAUAAAACUGGGACCCUCCCCCGGUGCGAUGUCCGAGGACUAUCAGCACGCCUGCGAGAGGGCAGAAUUGCUGGGCUUGCCGAGGCCCAGCGAGGAGGAGUGGAGGCAAUCGCAAGCGGCGCACGACGAGAAUCGUCGUUGCGACGACAACGUUGACGACGCGUUACAGGAUUUGGAUUACUCGGACGAGGCGACCGGACGUAUCGGCGGCGGCCUGGAUGAGCUGAACAGCAUUCUGAGCACCACGCAGAAGAAGCUCAACAGAUUCAAGACAGUUUGCGGCAGUCUGGGAACGUUGCUCAAGGUGAAGGUGGGCUCCCGCGGUGGAACGCCGCGUCACAAGUCCGGCGAGGAGCCGAAUCCCGAUGCGGAGAAGCAGGAAGGCCAUGGAAAGUCGGAAACUACAGUCGAUGAGGUGAUGACGGUGGAGACGUCGGAUAACAUCGUCGCGGAUGCCGCGGAUCAGUCCGCGAAUAGCGGCUGCCUCCAACCGAGGAAGAUCGAUCUCAAUCAGAAAAUGGAAUCCCAUCUGAAUAAGCUGGACGUCCUCAUCACGAAAGCCGAGAACGCUCAAUAUAGCAUGCAGCAUCAGACGAAGCAAAUGAAAAAGUUCCUGCAAAAGUAAUCUCGCAAUUAAUGAAACGAAUUUCGUUGAUUAACGAGUUAAGCAGCUGGACGAUAAAUUCGCGUGACGCUGAUCAUUAAUUAAAUUAAUCACAUCUUCCACUCGAAAUGAAAAUUCAAUACGAGAGACUAUUUUACAGAUGUCACACGCGCAUAAAUUUAAUUUCGAGGUGUGUUUCUCAGCUUUAAUCGAUAAAUUCUACAUUCUUGUAGAUGCGUUGUCAAGUAAGAAAACACGAUAAACAAUUUCGCAAGCAAUCAGCGCGCAUAGGAAUUCGUAUAGAUUUAAAUUACGAUUGUUACCUUGCACAUAUUGCAAAUUUAAUUGUUGCAUCGAAUAUUGAAUAUCUUCCUCGCGAUAUAUUUAUCAGAAAUGCGAGAGGAAUUUUGUGAAUAAUUGUUAUUAUUCUUUUAUAUGUCGCGCGACGUUCUCUUUGUCGCUCAAAUCCCAAUAUUGUUACGAUAAUGCGUGUAUUUGUCAAAUGUAUGUAUACACACACACACACACACACACCACACACACACACACA
Molecule: messenger RNA, 1270 nt
Organism: Pogonomyrmex barbatus (red harvester ant)
Lineage: Eukaryota; Metazoa; Arthropoda; Insecta; Hymenoptera; Formicidae
Source: RefSeq, a predicted model, not a curated record